ACCCCUGAAGUAAAAACUCCCCCACAGAGCUUUUUUUGGGAGCCAAGUUCCUUCGGGAGUGUUUUACCUCCUUUUUUAAUUUUCUUCCCAAGUCCCCUGUUUGGCUUUAUUUUCUCGCGAUUUUUCUCACUGAUUUUCUUUUUCUAUCUCUAUAUUCAUCGAUUCGUCGAUCGUGACGAACCCUAGUUUUCUUCAUCAAUGACUAUGAUGACUCCUCCGCCGUUGGAUCAGCAAGAAGACGAGGAGAUGCUUGUGCCGCAUUCGGAUUUGGUCGAGGGACCUCAGCCAAUGGAAGCUCAGGUGGAGCCCGCUAAUACGGUGGAGAAUCAAACUGUUGAGAAUCAACCAGUAGAGGAUCCUCCAUCAAUUAAAUUUACUUGGACAAUUGAAAACUUUACAAGGUUGAAUGUAAAAAAGCACUAUUCUGACGUUUUCGUCGUGGGGGGUUAUAAAUGGCGAAUACUAAUUUUUCCCAAGGGGAAUAAUGUAGACUAUCUAUCAAUGUAUUUGGAUGUGGCCGAUUCUUCAACAUUGCCUUAUGGAUGGAGUAGAUAUGCUCAGUUCAGCCUGGCCGUGGUUAACCAGAUGCAUAACAAGUACUCAAUAAGAAAGGACACGCAGCACCAGUUUAACACAAGGGAAAGUGACUGGGGCUUCACAUCGUUCAUGCCUCUGAGUGAUCUUUAUGACCCUAGUAGAGGAUAUCUUAUGAAUGACACAUGUUUAGUUGAAGCCGAGGUAGCUGUCCGCAAGGUUCUUGAUUACUGGUCUUAUGAUUCUAAAAAGGAAACUGGUUACGUUGGGCUCAAGAAUCAGGGAGCAACUUGUUACAUGAAUUCUCUGCUCCAGACGUUGUACCAUAUUCCUUAUUUCAGAAAGGCUGUGUACCAUAUGCCAACUACUGAGAAUGAUAUGCCAUCGGGAAGCAUCCCACUUGCACUACAGAGUUUAUUCUAUAAGCUUCAAUACAAUGACAGCAGUGUUGCCACAAAAGAAUUAACCAAGUCUUUUGGAUGGGAUACAUAUGAUUCUUUUAUGCAACAUGAUGUGCAAGAACUCAACAGGGUACUUUGUGAAAAGCUUGAAGACAAAAUGAAGGGAACUGUUGUGGAGGGUACAAUACAACAAUUAUUUGAGGGUCAUCACAUGAAUUACAUCGAGUGCAUAAAUGUAGACUACAAAUCUACAAGGAAGGAAUCAUUUUAUGAUCUUCAGCUUGAUGUGAAAGGAUGUCGGGAUGUUUAUGCCUCUUUUGACAAAUAUGUGGAAGUUGAACGUCUUGAGGGCGAUAAUAAAUACCAUGCUGAAGAACAUGGUUUGCAGGAUGCUAAGAAGGGUGUCUUAUUUAUUGACUUCCCACCUGUCCUUCAACUUCAACUAAAGCGGUUUGAAUAUGAUUUUAUGCGGGACACUAUGGUCAAGAUCAAUGACCGCUAUGAGUUUCCUCUUCAACUUGAUCUUGACAGGGAAAAUGGAAAAUAUCUAUCACCUGAUGCUGAUAGAAGUGUCCGCAACCUUUAUACACUUCAUAGUGUUUUGGUUCAUAGCGGUGGGGUGCAUGGUGGACACUACUAUGCUUUUAUUCGGCCAACCCUCACAGAUCAGUGGUACAAAUUUGAUGAUGAACGCGUGACAAAAGAAGAUAUGAAAAGGGCUCUAGAAGAGCAGUAUGGUGGCGAGGAAGAGUUGCCACAAACCAAUCCUGGUUUUAAUAAUACUCCCUUCAAGUUUACAAAAUACUCUAAUGCAUACAUGCUUGUGUAUAUAAGGGAAAGUGACAAGGACAAAAUAAUUUGUAAUGUUGACGAGAAGGACAUUGCUGAACAUUUAAGGGUGAGAUUGAAGAAAGAACAAGAAGAGAAGGAGGAUAAGAAAAGAUAUAAAGCACAAGCCCACCUUUUUACUAUAAUAAAGGUCGCACGAGAUGAGGACCUUUCUGAACAGAUUGGAAAAGAUAUAUAUUUUGACCUUGUAGAUCAUGAUAAAGUUCGUAGUUUCCGUAUUCAGAAACAAACACCUUUUAACCAAUUCAAGGAAGAGGUUGCAAAAGAGUUUGGAAUACCUGUGCAAUUUCAACGAUUCUGGAUUUGGGCAAAACGGCAAAAUCACACGUACCGCCCCAAUAGACCUUUGACACCUCAGGAGGAAACACAAUCAGUUGGACAGUUGAGAGAGGUCUCAAAUAAGACACAUAAUGCAGAGCUCAAAUUGUUUUUGGAAGUUGAGCUCGGACCGGAUUUACGUCCUAUUCCUCCACCUGACAAAACUAAGGAGGAUAUACUACUCUUUUUCAAGCUUUAUGAUCCUGAGAAAAAGGAGCUACGAUAUGUUGGGAGGCUUUUUGUGAAAAGCUCUGGUAAGCCAAUGGAAAUUUUAGGAAAACUUAAUCAAAUGGCUGGAUUUGCUUCUGAUGAAGAAAUAGAGCUUUAUGAGGAGAUAAAGUUUGAACCUUGUGUCAUGUGUGAACACCUUGAUAAGAGGACCUCUUUUCGGUUGAGUCAGAUCGAAGAUGGGGACAUUAUUUGCUUUCAGAAAUCUCCUCUACCUGAAACUGAAGUAGAAAGCAAAUACCCAGAUGUGCCUUCAUUUUUGGAAUAUGUACACAAUCGACAGAUUGUUCACUUUCGAGCAUUGGAGAGACCAAAGGAGGAUGAUUUCUGUUUAGAACUGUCAAAGAUACACAGUUAUGAUGAUGUGGUGGAGAGAGUGGCUCGCCAAAUAGGUUUGGAUGAUCCAUCUAAAAUCAGGCUAACAGCUCAUAACUGUUAUUCUCAGCAACCUAAGCCCCAGCCUAUAAAAUACAGAGGAGUAGAACAUUUGUCAGACAUGCUAGUCCAUUACAAUCAAACCUCAGAUAUUUUGUACUAUGAAGUUUUGGACAUCCCCCUGCCAGAACUACAAGGUUUGAAAAAUCUGAAAGUUGCUUUUCAUCACGCAACAAAAGAUGAGGUUGUUAUUCACAACAUCAGAUUACCCAAACAGAGCACUGUUGGAGAUGUGAUCAACGAACUUAAAACGAAGGUAGAGUUGUCUCGUCCAGAUGCAGAACUCAGACUGCUUGAGGUUUUCUACCACAAGAUAUACAAGAUAUUUCCACACACUGAAAAGAUAGAGAAUAUAAAUGAUCAAUACUGGACCUUGCGAGCAGAGGAGAUUCCGGAAGAAGAGAAAAACCUGGGUGCCCAUGAUCGCUUGAUUCAUGUUUACCACUUCACAAAGGACACUGCUCAAAACCAGAUGCAAGUCCAAAAUUUUGGUGAACCCUUCUUCUUGGUCAUUCGUGAAGGUGAGACUUUAGCUGAAGUCAAGGUGCGUAUUCAAAAGAAGUUGCAGGUUCCAGAUGAUGAGUUUUCUAAGUGGAAGUUUGCUUUCUUAUCCCUUGGCCGUCCAGAGUACCUGCAGGAUUCUGAUGUAGUUUCAAGUCGUUUUCAGAGAAGAGAUGUAUACGGUGCUUGGGAACAGUACCUUGGGUUGGAGCACUCUGAUAAUGCUCCUAAGAGGGCUUAUGCAGUAAAUCAGAACCGACAUGCAUACGAGAAGCCAGUUAAAAUUUACAACUAAAGCUUUUAGCAGCUGCUGAUCCCUGCUUAGCUCUUGAGAGUGUAUCAAGCAUUCAGUUGUCAAGUCGCGGCCACAACAUUUGUGUUAGGGAUGGAAAUGGCAAGAGUGGGAUCAAAAAGAGCCAUUUCAGUUAAAAAAAAAAAUAGAAAGAAAACACAGCCAAAGAAUGACGACCAUGAUGCUCUCACUUUUAGGGGAUUUGGUUAGGCACUCAAAUUGUUGGUUUUUAGGUUUCUAUUUUCAUAUAUAUUUCUCUCUUUUUUUUUUAUUAUUGCUUUGAUGCUUGUGGGGGGAAAGGGAAUGAGAUCAUCAUCUCCUGAAUGUGUAGCCUAUCUAUUUAUUGUUAUUCCCUGCUUGAGUUCUGGGUCUGUUCUUUUCCUCCUUUUCUUUUUGGGUUUAUUUUCAUUUUAUUACUUUUCUUCCAUAGGAAGACACCUCCUUGCUUCAAGGGGUUGGUGGCUUUCUAUAUAUACAGCUCCAUUGUAAUCUAGCACAGUACAUAAGGAGAUUUUGAGGGGAUGUAUAUCCGGGUAUA
Messenger RNA from Cannabis sativa, 4096 nucleotides. RefSeq names its product ubiquitin C-terminal hydrolase 13. The transcript has 32 exons. Gene Ontology annotation, molecular function: cysteine-type deubiquitinase activity; protein binding; double-stranded DNA binding. Gene Ontology annotation, cellular component: cytosol; nucleus. The record is from RefSeq and is a predicted model, not a curated record. Gene Ontology annotation, biological process: regulation of protein stability; DNA topological change; protein deubiquitination. NCBI's taxonomy places the organism in Eukaryota, Viridiplantae, Streptophyta, Magnoliopsida, Rosales, Cannabaceae. The coding region runs from base 199 to 3561 and encodes 1120 amino acids.